GUCUGAUGUAUUAUCAUAGUACUGUGCCAAUUGUCUACUGGCCAGUAGAAAGAUAGAUAUCUUUUGCUGACAUCAUUUAGUAAGGCCUCCUAGUUAUACUGCAGUAAACUCAAAUCCUCAAUUCAGCAUUAUGACCAUUUCUAGAGUAAAAAUUAAGUAGGAUUUUAAUCUCUCAACAAAUUUGGUAACAACAGGGUAAGAUAUAAUAUAUGAAUCAAAAUGGAAAUUAUACUGCAUUUACAAUUUCUUAAUUGGGAACUGAACCCAGGGCCUUGCUCUGUUCCAACUUUAAUCAUUAAUUCAAAACCUGCUUUUUACGAACAUAUAAUUUAAAACCUUUUGUAUUACCAUUAUAGUAAAUUUUAUAGGCUAAACUUUAUUUAAUAAGCAGUUCUUGCAAUUUGCUACUGACUGAACACCUGCCUGUGUGAUGUUUUGCUUUGAAUUUGGAACGCUGUAUGCAAUGUCCUUGGCCAGGGAUGCUCCAGCAGUCUUGAAUUAGCUGUUUGCUUAGUUAUGUCUAAUUUUCCUUCUCUGCUUUUUGUUUCUUCAUAGCCUCUAAGGCAUUCUUUUACAUCCGUUGGAGACCCUAGUGUUAAGACUCUUACUUUCAAGCCACCUUUGUCUUCUCUCCUUUUGAACACAGCUUUCCUUCCAGUAACUUUUUGUAACCAUUAUCCUUAUAAAUGUGACUUUAAAUGUGUUCAUAGGCUUCUCUCUAGUUAAUGGCUAAAUACUUAGUUUCUUAAUAUAUAUACCCUAAUCUAAAUCCUAGGUCUACUGCUUACUAGUCAUGUGACCUUAGAUACUCACCUUUUUCAGACAUGAAAUCAGGUUUCACCUUUGUCUUCCCUCCUUUUGAACACAGCUUUCCUUCCAGUAACUUUUUGUAACCAUUAUCCUUAUCAAUGUGACUUAUAAAUGUGUUCAUAGGCUUCUGUCUAGUUAAUGGCUAAAUAUUAGUUUCUUAAUAUAUAUGCCUAAUCUAAAUCCUAGGUCUACUGCUUACUAGUCAUGUGACCUUAGAUACUCGCUUACCUUUUUCAGACAUAGGUCUCUUCACUAUUGAUAAAGAAGUUAGAAAAAUAAAAAUAGGAAUUAAUGCAUAGGGUUAUUCCGGAGGUUAUAAAUUAAAUAAUGUAUAAAUGAUUAGCAUAUUGUAUUUUAAAUUCAAUCCAUUUUAGUCAAUAAACUCCUUGUUUCAUAAUGUAGCAAAACAGAACGAUCCUGUUCUGAGCAUAUAUUUUGUUUUCCCUGCAGUGUUUUCGGCUAAUACAACAAGAAGUUCUUAUUCAUUGGCCAUGCUUUUCUUCUCUUCUUACAUUAUUCAUGUCUGAUCCAGGAAAAGAGGCUAUGUUUGAAGUAAGGAUGAAAGAAAGAGAUGAUGGAUGUGUUACCAUUACUAACUUGUCCUCCAAAGCAAUAAAGGCAUUUCUUGACUAUGCCUAUACUGGAAAAGCAAGAAUAACAGAUGAUAAUGUAGAAAUGUUUUUUCAGUUAUCAUCCUUUCUUCAGGUUCCCUUCCUGUCAAAAGCUUGCAGUGACUUUUUAAUAAAAAGCAUCAGUCUCGUCAAUUGUUUGCACUUGUUAUCUCUAUCAGACAGCUAUGGCGCUAUACAUUUGUUUAAUCAUGUUUUAUGCUUUGUACAGCAUCACUUUCAUUUGUUAUUUAAAUCCAGAGAGUUUUUAGAGAUGAAUUUUGGAGUGCUGCAGAAGUGUCUGGAGUCAGAUGAGUUAAAUGUGCCAGAAGAAGGAAUGGUCUUGAAGGUUGUCAUUACAUGGAUCAAAUACAACUUAGAGUCCAGGCGAAAGCAUCUGCCUCACUUGAUUACAAAAGUAAGGCUACAUCAGUUAUCCGAGGACACACUUCGAGACUGUCUGCUCAAUGAGGAGUGUUUACUCAAAAGCACAAACUGUUUUGACAUAGUUGUGGAUGCCAUUAAGUGUGUGCAAGUUUCUAGUGGCCUCUUCGCUGAUGCUCGACCAUCCACAACUGAAAAAUAUAUAUUCAUCCAUAAAACUGAGGAAAAUGGAGAAAAUCAACAUACAUUUUGCUAUAACAUUAAAACUGACUCAUGGAAAAUACUGCCACAAUCACAUCUGAUUGAUUUGCCAGGAUCUAGUCUGUCUAGUUAUGGAGAGAAAAUAUUCUUGAUGGGUGGUUGCAAAGGGAAGUGUUGUAGGAAGAUUCGACUUCAUAUUGCUGAGUCUUAUCAUGAUGCCACUGACCAGACCUGGUGCUACUGUCCAGUCAAAAAUGAGUUUUUCUUGGUUUCAACCAUGAAAACCCCAAGAACCAUGCAUACAUCAGUCAUGGCUGUCAGUCGAUUAUUUGUUAUAGGUGGAAAGACUAGAGGAUCCCAGGACAUUAAGAGUCUCUUAGAUGUUGAAUCUUAUGAUCCACUAUCCAAAGAAUGGAUAUCAGUUAGCCCUUUACCGAGAGGCAUCUAUUACCCAGAAGCCAGUGCAUGCCAGAAUGUCAUUUAUGUUCUUGGAUCCGAGGUAGAGAUUGCAGAUGCUUUUAACCCAUCACUUGAUUGUUUUUUUAAAUACAAUGCUACAACUGACCAGUGGUCUGAACUAGUAGCAGAGUUUGGACAGUUCUUUCAUGCUACUUUAAUUAAAGCUGUCUCAGUAAACUGCACCCUGUAUAUAUGUGACCUUUCCACCUAUAAGGUAUAUAGUUUUUGUCCUGAUACUUGUGUUUGGAAAGGAGAGGGCUCUUUUGAAUGUGCAGGCUUUAAUGCAGGUGCAAUUGGGAUUGAGGAUAAGAUUUACAUAUUAGGUGGAGAUUAUGCACCAGAUGAGAUCACAGAUGAAGUGCAAGUUUACCACAGCAGCAAGUCAGAGUGGGAAGAGGUGUCACCAAUGCCAAGAGCCUUAACUGAGUUUUAUUGCCAAGUUAUUCAGUUCAACAAAUAUAGGGACCCAUGGUUUUCUAAUCAUUUCUAAAAGUAAUAUUUGCUUGAGUAGUCUAAAAUGAUGCCUAGGAGAAUUAGUAAAACAAAUUAUAUCUUAGCACAAUAAAAUAUUCCUUCUAUUGAAGAAUGACUAUAGAUGUCUGGUGUCUAUAAGUAGACAGUUUCCAGAUAAUUAAAAUAUAAAGUAUAUUUUACCAAAGUUACGUUGAAUGUGAAUAGUUCAGAAUACUUAGUAUUUUCUUAUGUAAAUAAAAAUUACAGGUUUAAGUAAAAGUUGGCAAAGAAAAGUCAGUGUUCAUAAAUGUUCAUGGAGAACUAUUUUUGUAUAUAACCAAUAACUUAAGUACAAUUUCAGGAUUUAAUUAGUACCUUACAUUUUCCUGCCUUGGGUUCUAAUCAUAAAGCACCAUGUUGUUUUUCAACUUUAGUAAAUUCUAAG
Molecule: messenger RNA, 3360 nt
Organism: Myodes glareolus (Bank vole)
Lineage: Eukaryota; Metazoa; Chordata; Mammalia; Rodentia; Cricetidae
Source: RefSeq, a predicted model, not a curated record